UCGACCGUCGCGCCACACUGCUCUCGUCUCGCCAAUGGCGAGCCCGACGAGCCGCCGCCACCGCCGCCACGGAGAACUCUAGCGGCGAAACGGAGGUGCUUCCGCGUCCCUGCGCCGGCCGUUGCGGCCCUCCUCGCGAGGUCUCCAAGUCGAGAGACAUUCAGUUCGGGGAAGAGGGGGAAUCCAGCCUUCGGAGGCGCCAUGGCGAGCGAGCCCAAGGAGAUGAAGUACAGAAGGAGGGGCCGAGUUCCUGAGCCGGUCCAGUACGGGCAAUGCAGUGACCGGAGUGGCGUGUUGGAUUGGGGCGCGCUGAAGCAGGACCCCCUGGAGCUGCUCCGCAAGCUCGACGAGAUCCGGGACCAGAUCACCCGUUCCUGCGAGCUCACGGGGCAGCCGCCGGAGCGCCCCCGCAUGAGCCGCCGCACUAUCUCGCUGCGCCCGUCGCACGCCGAACCGCCGCCGCACGCGGGCCGGGGGCCGGAGUACUACCGCUCGCGCUACGCCGGCCGGUACAGGACUAGCUUACCGCUGAGUCCGUACGACCAAUGGCAGCGCUCCGUCUCUGACGAGACGUACGCGAGGCAGCCGAGCGGUCGGUUCCGACAAUACCCUGAUGGUCGGCGGGAGAACUCUGGCUUUGGUCAGGGGAGUCGCCAUCACAGCACUUGCCAAUGCGCGCAGUGCCUUCAGGGUCAGCGAGUGGUGGCGCCCGAGGAGCACAUUCCCAUGGCCAGGUACUUUGCAGGGCAGCAGGGGUCCUUUCGGUAUGAUAGGUCUCAGCCAUUCUCGUCGGAGCUUGACCGGAGAUCUGUGGCUUCAUCUCUGUACUCGGAUCCUUCCAUGUCGAAGAGGAGGGUGGAGUAUUUCAGGAAGAAAGCAGAGAAUUUUUGUCGGCCGUUAAGGGGUGCUGCACCUUUUGUUGUUUGCAGCUCCUGUUCCCAUCUUCUGCAGCUGCCUCAGGGGAAAUCCACAGGCCGCAAGAAGAAUCUGGUUCAGUGCGGUUCAUGUUCAGAGAUUAUUACUUUCAAGCCUAAGGAAGCGAAAGUCCAUCCGGUGACCCUGCCAUCGUCUUUCCCAGUACCUAAAAGUGUCAGAAGUACCAAUCGCCGGGGCCCCAAGAAUUCUGGGUGGUAUCAACAUCAGGAUGAUGACAAUUUUAAUUUCUAUAAACUGCAAGCACAUGACAGCCACGGACAGAAGAAGGAUUUUUCUGACAAUAUGUCACCAUCUUCUACCGCGAGUUGUGAUAGAUCAGACAGUGAGCACGGGUCAAGCAGGAGCAUUCAGUUAAAAUCACUGCCUGCAAGCAGGUCUAGAUUUUCAAAUGACCCAAAGGAUAUAUUAUGUCAAGGAGAUACAGGCAGUCCACAUGGUCCAAUUUUAGAGGACAAACAAAUUGAUCCAUUCUCCAGUCAACGGAAAGAUUAUAGUGGUGGAAAUGAAAUCAAAAGAAAGGAAUAUGACGUAAGUAUCAAAGCUGAUUAUGAAGCCAAUGGAGGUGAUGAAAGUCUUGGUAGGAAAUGCACACAGAAGAGUAAAGAAGGCCGUAUAGGGGUGCUUGAAGAUGAAUGCAGUAAUCGAAGAACACAUGAACGGAAAGGUAAACAUGGUAAUAUUGGAAGUCCUGAAGAUGGAAUUGUGGGUAACAAAUACAAACAUAAGACCAGUAAUGCUGUUACCAGCAGCCUUGAAGAUGAAGGUAUGAGCAUAAAGUAUGAACAUAAUGGUAGCUUCAGAGUUCAAGGCAUUAGUAAGAGAGAUGAAAAAUGCAACAAAAAGGAUGACAACAAUACUCUUGAAGUUGAGAGCAUAACUAAGAGAUGUGAACAAGAGAACAUCAAAGGUGACUCUGGUAAACUGCUGCACUCAGAUAGUAGAAACGGCAAUACACCAGCCAAGAAUGACUCAUUAGUUAAUGAGCGCACAAGUUCAAGUUCGCGUGUUUCAUCUGAGGCCGAGGUAGAUGAGAUACAGUCUUCAAUUGGUAAGAAUGGGGAUUCAUCCUUUUUAACUGGUUUCCUGAAGAAAGGUUUCAAGGACCUUUCUUUAUUCAACCAGUCUGCAGACAGUGCUAAGGUUUCAAUCAAUGGUCAUCCAAUCUCUGAUCGAACUCUCCGGAAAGCAGAGAAGAAAGCUGGUCCUAUUGGCCCUGGUUCAUAUUGGUACGACUACCGUGCUGGAUUUUGGGGUGUCUUUGGGCAAGAAUGUAGAGGCAUUAUCCCUCCAUUUAUUAAAGAAUUCAACUAUCCGAUGCCCAAGAACUGCGCUGGCGGGGAUACUGGAGUUUUUGUAAAUGGCAGAGAGCUCCACCAGAAAGAUUUUGAUUUGCUUGUAGGGAGAGGGCUCCCUCGUAUGUCUGGAAAGUCAUAUUCUGUAGAGAUAUCAGGAAAUGUAGUUGACGAUACGACUGGCAUGAAGUUACGUGGUCUUGGAAAGCUUGCUCCUACAAUCGAGAAAAUGAAACGUGGCUUUGGCAUGCACAUCCCUGAAGAGACAAGUUAGCUCUCCUGAGUCUCUGCUUUUGCUAAAGUUUUUUCACCUUGAAUCUGCCAGUUGGAGUCCAAAGUUUAAUAAUAUGUUGCCUGGUGACAAUGGAAGCAACUCUACAAUCAUGUCUUGAAGCCUGACCGCGUAGCAACAGUACGGCUCCAGAUGUUGAGAGAAGAAUUGGAAGUCAAAGCGCGUACUAAUUCAGCAUAUGUUGUUUCUUCGUGGCGGCGGCUCCAGGCUACGAUUCCUCCCGUCUCUUCCUUUUGCGAGAAUUCUGUACAUCUCGUUUGCUUGUGUUGUUGGUGCAAUUUACCACACCGUAGGUAGCAUUCGGCGCGUGUGAUUGUUAAGGGUUUGUGAUACCGUGGUGCAAUUCGCUUGCAAUAUAGUGUAUACCUAUAUGUAAAUAUUUUAUGCAUCGGCCUAAUGUCAAUGUCAGAUGGCUCUUUUGGGGUCGCCUGAUAUGAUCUUCCGUCCGCAUGU
Molecule: messenger RNA, 2973 nt
Organism: Panicum hallii
Lineage: Eukaryota; Viridiplantae; Streptophyta; Magnoliopsida; Poales; Poaceae
Exons: 5
Coding region: 202-2502 (766 amino acids)
Biological process (GO): regulation of defense response to fungus
Source: RefSeq, a predicted model, not a curated record